Oreochromis niloticus (Nile tilapia) is the source of this 3553-nucleotide messenger RNA. RefSeq names its product RFNG O-fucosylpeptide 3-beta-N-acetylglucosaminyltransferase (gene rfng). Gene Ontology annotation, cellular component: membrane. The transcript has 9 exons. Gene Ontology annotation, molecular function: glycosyltransferase activity. The record is from RefSeq and is a predicted model, not a curated record. NCBI's taxonomy places the organism in Eukaryota, Metazoa, Chordata, Actinopteri, Cichliformes, Cichlidae. Bases 480 to 1694 code for a protein of 404 amino acids.
GAAAGUCAAAGCAGACAAACACGGGGUAUUACCGACAUCGACGGGAAAAAAACUGCUCGUCUUAUUCAUUAUUUUGAAAGGUUUGACCGGAACAGCCUCCUUGACCGUGGUUAACCCGGUGCGAGUCUGACGUGAGUGCGUUGCUUGUGGAGUGUUUGGCUAACCCUCACUCCGAGCACAGAGUGUAACUCUGCCGGUGGAGGGGGCUUUUUCUACCGUCAGGCUAGCCGAGAGCCGCGGUCUGAGCGAAGGCAACACCAGGGAAAGCCGUCGGAACAAAAGACGACGAGUCGCGCAGCGGGUCCAGGUGCUGUUUGCCGUCCAACAAACCGAAGAUCGUUUCCUCGCUCGUGUUGCAGUGGAUGCUUUCCUGGUGUUUCGUGUGGUAAACGCGUGUGCUCUGAUGUUUCACGGACUCGUCGCUGUGAUCUGAUGAUGGGACAGGGUGCUGCUGGGAGUGACUGCAGCCCUGGAGGCUGAUGAAUCUGCUCCAUCAGCCAGUCAGGAUGCACAUAGCUUCAGUCGGGGUCAGCAAGUUCUGCUUCCUGUUUUCUCUCGCAUUCUGCGGCCUCCUGCUCCUGCUCAUUCCAGCUCUCCAGCCCCUUCCACGCCAAGUGGACCUGCCUAAGCCCCGACCCCAGGCCAGACCUGCCCAGGUGGGGACGUCACACCAAGUCAGGGUUCCAGGGGUUUUUUUACAUGCUGGGAAGAAAGAAAUAACCGCGGGUCUUAACAGGAGCUCAGAAGGGCUGGGGAAACCCAUCAAAACUGAAAUUAGCAGGAACAGCUAUCCCAAAACAGGAAAGGGUGUCAGAAGAAUCCCUGAAAGAGGCAUUGGUGGACCUCAAGAGUAUAGGUCACAUGACAAGUUGGAGCUGAAGGACAUUUUUAUUGCAGUAAAGACAACCAGGAAGUAUCACAAGUCCAGACUGGAGCUGCUCAUUCAGACCUGGGUGUCUCAAGCUAAAGAACAGACUUUCAUUUUCACUGAUGGUGACGACAAGGAGCUGCAAAUGAGGACUGGAGCUAACAUCAUCAACACUAACUGCUCAGCAGCUCACACCCGACAGGCUCUGUGCUGCAAGAUGUCUGUAGAGUACGAUAAAUUCAUCGAGUCUCAGAGGAAGUGGUUCUGCCACGUGGAUGAUGACAACUACGUGAUCCUGCCCAGCCUGCUGCGGCUGCUCUCGUCUUACCACCACAGCCAGGACGUCUACCUGGGCCGGCCCAGUCUGGAUCACCCCAUAGAGGCUGCAGAGAGGGUCAAGAGUGACGGUUCGGUGUCUGUCAAGUUCUGGUUUGCCACAGGUGGAGCAGGCUUCUGUAUCAGUCGAGGUCUGGCCCUGAAAAUGAGUCCGUGGGCCAGUUUGGGGAAUUUCAUCAGCACAGCAGAGAAGAUCCGACUUCCAGAUGACUGCACCAUCGGCUACAUCAUCGAGGCGCUGUUGGAGGUCGCUUUGACACACACGCACCUUUUCCACUCUCACCUGGAGAACCUGCAGAAGCUGCCCAUUGACACUGUGCUGGAGCAGGUGACUCUGAGUUACGGAGGAUUUGAGAACAGAAGAAAUGUAGUUGGUGUGGUUGGAGGAUUUUCACUGGCUGAGGACCCCACAAGGUUUAAGACGGUCCACUGCCUUCUGUAUCCUGACACUGAGUGGUGUCCAAAGCUCAAACCGCGCCACAGAAACUGAAUUCCAGUGUGAACAUUUAUCCUGCAGAGUCGCUCUGAACUCUCACUGAUAUUCAUUAAACACAUGAAGUAAAGCCUUAAAAGUUGAAGCCAAAGAAUGCCGUUUGAAGACCAUCCAGGCCUGCAGAGCCGAGAGUUUCUCCACUUCUAACAAGGUUUUAAGAGUCGACCACAUUUACCUUCUCUCAAUUCAAGAUAUAUUUUUAGCAUGUUUUUUAUGGUCGAGCAGAAGCUGAAUAAGGUGAAGUUCCUCGGGAACAGCGCCUCGGGACGACCAUAAGGCGUUCACUUCUGCAUCUACACUGAACAUGAACUGUGAUUGGAUGGCACGUGAUGAUCUUAGAAAGCCUUUCUGAAAGCCUCAGUGACCCUGGUUGAGCUCCGGGUAACCGCGGGCGAUUAUCUAUGAAUAAUCAAGUGACUGUUGCUAAAUUCACGCUAACACAGUAACAAUGAUGGACAGCUGGUGUACAAACACUUCAUGCGUGUGCAGGUUGUGUGUCAUUCAAGCCAACAAACCAAAGUUGUUUUUAAAGGGCGAUGGUAACGCCGAGGUGACUGUAAAACGCAGUCUCUCUUAUCUUCUACCUGAGCUAGGCGAGUUAGCUUACAGGGUUUUCCAAGUUUAGGUCAACAGCUCUUACAUGACAGAUGUAUGUGUUCCUGUUACUUUGAUAAAUCACUGACUGGAGCUGAAAAGCCCGGCUCAUCUCAGUACAUUAAAGUGAAGUAUUAAAACUGUUUGAAGGAGGUAGAAGUUUCCUGGUUGGCUGUUUCAGCUGUGGUCUGAAGAAGCAUGAGAUCUAUUAUUGUGACGCCUGUUUUUCUGUUUCUGUGAUUAGACUGACUGCUGCAGAUGAGGAGAGGGUGGUAAAAACUGAGGGACACUAACAUCGUUCUGCUGCUUUGUACUUUAGUUUUAAACGGGGUCAGUGAGUCUGCGUGGGGAAAGAUUUAGUUGGUGUUUGCUGUGAGUCCUCUGCUCACAGCAAACACCAACAUGUAGACGUGUGCACGGUACAUGAAGGACCUCACAGUACUUUCAUGUACUUGUACGCUCGUGAUGGAAGAACAGGAUGUUCAUUCGUUUAAACACAAACAAACAUGAUCUUGGAUCAAGAUGAAUGUUUGAAUGUUUGACAUGUACAGUGUGAUUGAGGGGACACCCGUGUGACCGCCGUGGCCCCUCGUAGCUCUCCUCCUGUCUGUGGCCGAGCGCUGCUUUGCUCCUGGCACUUCUAUAACGUUACCAGCUGUGGUGACGUGUCAGUGCAAACUACUCUAUGGGUUUUAUGUAAACUUCUUUGCAUUUCUUGUAGUUUUAGCUCCACAGGAAUAAUCAGCAAGUCACAGCUCAGAGGCUGGAGCAUGAAAUGAAUAAUGUUGGUUGUAGUUUGUAGCUUCAGUCAGGUCAAAGGCAGAGUAGCACACAGUGGUCCGCACAGCAUUAUACGAGGUUUAUUCUUUUAGCUGCACAAAUCCUGCCUCAUAGCACCGACCACCAGCAGCAGCAUCGUCUUUGAGACUGCUUUUAGACGACUCUGCACAUUUACAGCAUCCUGACCAGUGAGCAUAGUGCAGGAAUGUGUCACAGUCAGGCCAUAGCUUCCUGUGUGAAGAUUUUUCCUAAACUUCCACUGCUCUGUCUUUCAAAGAGAAUAAACCGGUUCUUUGUCUCCGUAUAUUCUGUCACUUCUGCCGGUGAAAGGUGUUGGCGUACAGCACCAGUCUGUUUGCACAAAAGACUAGAAACCAAACCCCACACCACGAGUCCCACUGCAGGUCAGUGAGUGAGACCGAGUGUGUUUUUGUCAAAGCUGCCACUGAUCUGUUGUCAAUAAAGCUUUUCUGCAUUCCUAA